CUUAACAAAUCCAAUCGAUCAUAUUCAGAUCCCCAAUUUCCCAUCCAUUUUUCUAGUGCGAGAAAAAGAGAGAAAAUGGCAGGAAUCAUACACAAGAUAGGAGAGACCCUCCACAUAAGAGGCCGAAAGGAAGGCGAGAAGCAACACAAAGAAGGUGAGCACAAGGGAGAGUACCAUGGCGAUAUGCACAAAUCGGAAGACUACGAAGGAGACAAGCACAAAUCUGAAGGAAAGAAGCACAAAUCGGAGCACCAUGGAGAUGAGCACAAGGAAGGAGGGUUCAUGAGCAAGAACCAUGGUGGUGGUGAUCAUCAUGAUCAUGAGGAGAAAGGUGAGAAAAAGAAGAAGGAGAAGAAGAACAAGCACGAGGAUGGACACAAACACCAUGGUCAUGACAGCAGCGACAGUGAUAGCGAUUAGAUCGCUCGCUCGCUUUAUACUUCUUCUCCUACACUACUUC
This is a messenger RNA of Camellia sinensis, 460 nucleotides long. Lineage: Eukaryota; Viridiplantae; Streptophyta; Magnoliopsida; Ericales; Theaceae. The record is from RefSeq and is a predicted model, not a curated record.